This is a messenger RNA of Spirometra erinaceieuropaei, 3565 nucleotides long. NCBI's taxonomy places the organism in Eukaryota, Metazoa, Platyhelminthes, Cestoda, Diphyllobothriidea, Diphyllobothriidae. The record is from the annotation of a GenBank genome assembly.
AGCGGUGCAGCAGAAGCCCAGAUGACCCACUAAUCAUGAACAGGCUCAUCUAACUGUUGGAGGUCUUGACGAGCAAGGAUCCCGUAAAGUUACAAGAAGACAGCUAUUUUUCAUCACCACAAACGCAGAGUAAACCGGCAAAUCUGCCUCAGUCACUGUUGAUUCCCCUUUCUCGUUAAUGCCGGCGUAAUCUCCAUUCGAGUACACUUAGGUCAUCCGAAUCCUCACCUGAGAGAAGGACUUCCUCCAGAGCCGCUGAUAAUAGUUUAGCGACCUAGCAAAUUCAGGAAAAAUGCUAAGAAAUAUGGCUUAGAUUUUGCACCACUUUUGUGGCCCUCAUCAAAGCCUUAAAACUUUGAAUCAAGACGCCGCCCAGAAAGAGGAAAGGAAGUCUGGAUGCCCUGAACGGCCAAUGAUGAUGGUCCGGAAGUUUCAUGAUGGCCUGAUGGGACCUGUGACAGACAAUAAAUCCACAUCGGAGGCCUUCGCAGUGAUAAAGGGGGAGUCAGGCGACGUUUACGCCGCAGUGCCCUUUAACCUCAUGUUCUCCGCAAUGCUGGUAGAUGUUUAACGAAAAGAUCGGCCGGGUACCGACAACCAAUAUGGAAGCGAGCAUGCAGUGAAGGCUGAAUCCAAUAGUUUCUGGAUGCGUCAGUUUUUGACUGUCAACACGCAGUAAAUGGCUUUAUUUUACCGACAGGUCCCGACUGUUGAAUAACUCGAAUCCCGGUUAACGUCAGUGGUAAUCGCCUGGCAGCAGACUGAGUCUCUUUUUAGGCAGCGCCAUCCCCUAAAUGAUAAAAUCCACCAUGAGGCUGCAGCCUGAUUUAUAUACGCAAGGCUUCGGUAGGCUGCAUCAGCCAGUCUAGAACUGCCGUAAUUUUUCGAAGCAACCGACGCCUAUUCAUAACAUACAUGAAUCUACGUAUUGUGAUGUCUAAUUUAGAUAUCGAAGUCUCCCGAGACAUUCCUGCUUGUGUGCGUUUUGCACAGGGGCUUCAGUUUUGAUACGCAUUUCAAUUUUUUUUCGCCACAUGUAUGCUUUCCUCUGUUUGAAGUUACCAAUUCCUCAAAAUUUUGGAAUGUAUAUCUAUAAGAUAUGGCUUAGGAAUUGAGUCUGUGUUUGUUUCCCGAUCGGUCAACCAGAUGCAAACGUUUAAAUGUUCUCUACCAAUGCCGCUGGCAGAACCUGUGAUCUAGCUUGCACUGUAAAUGAACUGCUGGCAAUGCCUGAUACCAGAAAACCAGCGGACAUUUUUUAAUUUACUGAUUGUAAAUUUGGGACAGGAUUUGCACAACUUCAAACCUCUGGUUUAUUAUAAAAGCACGCUUUCCGAACCUCACUUGACUAGUGUGCCAAAAGUUACAAAAUGCCUUGCCGUUCCGACGUGUCCGGACCACAGAAUUCAGGUUGGGAAGCUGGCGAGAGACCGUUACAGGAUGCUACGGCGACACCUGCUUGUUUUGAGUGGUGAGCCUCAGAGGUUGUCAUGCAGGUUCAAGGUGUUUGUGGUUCCGGGCCCCCCCUCCCCCCCAACUUUUUGGCGGAGACUGUAAUGAGUGAGACAAAUUUUCGUUUACUGAUCAAUCAGCUGCUAGUUUCGGCCUUUAAAUCCUCCCCUUUCAAAACAAACAUAAAUUUGCGAAGAUUAUACGAUGUAAGCGAAGAUGCAAAAUAAUAACCCGAAAUUUGCGGGCGUUAUAUUCAUAGACUCCCACGUACAUGUUCGCCUACCGUUGGCCACGUUGUGCCCACCCGCGUCUUCCUCGAGACGUUGGACUCUUGUGGGCGCAUUUUCUAUGAGGCACUGCAUGCUACUCGAAUAUGGAGUGCUAGGUUCUAAGGAAGAAAACAAACGAAUUCCCGAAGCCGCAGAUUCAGAAGCGCAAAUUUUCAGGAUAUCGCCGCAUUCCAAGUCUCAUUUGCUGAAGUGCUACGAGCAAACCCUCUGGAAAGAAUACCAAAUUGGCCAAACCCGUUUUUUAUUUUCCGUCGAGAACUGGUAUCAUGCGAAGGGAUACACUUCAUAUGUCAUUACCUACUAUCGGAACUCCACAGUUUUCGAGAUUCUUAAUCUUCGGAAUUUAUGACCCAACAAAUGCUUUAUGGAAAAACAACUUGAAAUUUUGAUAGGGCUGUGCUGGAGGGCGCUGAAACUAGCUGCUCUUGCCCACAGUGUCGAAAUACGCUAGAGGAUGCGAUUUUUGGCAUGCUCAAGUGAGUUUAGUUUGGAGCAUUAUCCGAAAUUACUUUGUGCUCAUUCACCUUUUAGUCGAUAUUGAUAUAAACGAUAGUAAUUUUGAUGUUGUCAUUUGAACCAUUAAGGAAUUGCAUCCAGGUCCACUCUAGGUCACUUAUUAGCACUUGUAUCUCACCUUUUAGACCUUUGGAGCGGCGACCGGUUGGAUGGUAAUUUGAACGGCUAUCGCAUACUGAUUUCAUCGAUAUUUUUGUUUGAACUUGUCCGUGAUGAUCGUCACUUGUGAUACUAGCAGUUUGAUUUCGGACCUGAAAACUCCCUCUCCCCGAGACACUGCGAAUCACUCACACUGCAGUGACUAAAGUCGUGCCAAGCGAUUUCUCAAAAUCGCAAAAGCCUGUCAAAUGCAGGUUGUGCAGUGUCUGUUGUUGGCACAUCCGCCAUCGAAGCGUUACUCACCGCUUGCAGCUAAAAAUUCAACUCCCUUAUUCGGAGGAUUUCAUGGGUCGCAGUAGGUUGGGUGGGUAACUGGAUUCAAAUGUGGUUAAACUCACGGCGCCGGACGGGGUCUUGCUGCUAAAGUGAUUAGAGCGUCGGCUGUGCAUAUGUCUUGCACUUGCUCUCGUGGAUUCGAACCUCCCUGAGGCAGCAGAGUUUUUCACGACUGGGCCAGAUCAACUUUAUUAUCUUCAAACCGUCAUGUCAUAGCUUUCGAGUUGCUGUCACUUGGUAGUCUAUCAACCAGGCCUUCAUUCUUUCUGCUGGCUUAAUUUCCGUCAUCUAACUCAUUAUUGUUCCAUUCAGUCGACUUAUUACGUCCCAGCUUGAAAUUUUUAUCGUUUGUUAGUUCCUUCUCUCGUCCGCGAGCAUUAUUAGCCAAGAGGAAAAAGACCCGCCAAUCACAAGAAUAAUGGGGUUUAGGGGUCUUGUUCUUUUAUCCCAUCGCUUCCUCGCCACCCCAUCCACUCAGCUCCGUUUUCGCUUCAUCGGCUAAAUCAGAUGCGGGGUGGUCAAAUAAAUCACGACCGAGGUCUGGCCAAUGUCAGUCAUUUCCACAUCUUCCGGAGAAGGACGAGUGCGCAGACGGACUUAAAACCGCUCCUGGGGUAUGCUUGAGUUCCGUUAACUGGCCCAAUGCUUUCUUGCGUAGUUCCUUGUACUUGCCGGCUUUUAUAGGCGACGGAGAAGCUGAAGUCCUCCCACUCGUUCCGUUACCAUCGCUGCCGCUUCCCCUGUUUCCACAACACUUCCUGCUCUGCGAAAAGGACGAUACCGACAAAGAACGUUCCAGUGGCGGCGGCGGUGGGUACGAGUUGAACGUGAACAAGCGUCAACAACAGCAUGCCCUGAGGAUACUCCUCUAA